GCCUGGAAUGCACAAGUCUCCAUCCAGCCAACUCUGGCCCCUUCUGCCGGCUCCAGCUCGAGUCUAGCCGUGUUGGGACGACGUCUCGGCCGUUCCAUGGCCAUCAUCCCGACGCCAGAUUCACCUGUCGGUUGGCAACCAUCCUCUCCGACCGGAGCCAUGCAUCGCUCAAGUUCUGCGCACAGCGGCGGUACGCCCCGGAUUCUGACCGACGCGGUGGCCCCGAGCCCGCCAGUUGCCAGGGCCAAAGCCGCCGGAUUCGGGUAUGCUCCAGUGCCUCGGGCCGGCCAGUUCAGCGCAAGGACACCGGCACCGGCACCGGCACCCCCCCUCAUCGCCGCCAGAGGCAGGCCGGCGACGGGACCGGCCACCUCCACGAAGUUGGUCAGUCUGACGGGUCGGCCAGGGUUUCGACGGGCCAGAGGGGCCGCGGGGACUGAGGCAACAGCCGGGCUGAAGCUCCACGAUGGUCGCAUCGAAGGGGAUGCAUACGACGCAGACGGCAACGGCAACGGCGAUGGCGAUGACGACGGCGACGGCGAAAACAGCGACGUGGUUCCGGCAGGACAGAGGCAGCGCAAGGGCGCCAACGACGACACAAGCUGGCCCAGCGUCGAGCCGAGUCUGUCGCCGCUACCAAUACGCCAACUUCCUCGCCAGCAGCUGCAUCAUCGGCAGCAGAUUAUGCACUACGGCCAGCCAAACAGUCAACAUCAACACCAACACCAACGUCAACACCAGCAACACCAGUCGGGCCAGUCAUUGGGCUCCGAGACGAGGACCGGAUCGGAGACUCUGGAACAGCCGGCCGAAUGGACGAAUCUGCCUCCGGGCACGCCAGGUGUGGUGCGACGCCAAAUUCACCGAUUACAACAGCACCAGUACCAACACCAACACCAAAAUCAGCAGCAGCAGCAGCAGAUGAGCCCAGUGGGGCUGCGACCUCUAGGCGGAUGGAGCGAGCAGCCUCUGGCCCUGCCGAUCCGAUCACCCCGGACGGAUAAAGAGACAAAGCCCGCUGUCGUCAAGUAA
Protopolystoma xenopodis is the source of this 1032-nucleotide messenger RNA. Lineage: Eukaryota; Metazoa; Platyhelminthes; Monogenea; Polystomatidea; Polystomatidae. The record is from the annotation of a GenBank genome assembly.